Arvicanthis niloticus (Nile rat) is the source of this 3210-nucleotide messenger RNA. The record is from RefSeq and is a predicted model, not a curated record. NCBI's taxonomy places the organism in Eukaryota, Metazoa, Chordata, Mammalia, Rodentia, Muridae.
CAAGCGCUGGAGGACCCAGUAUGCCAUCAAGUGCUCCCCGUGCCUCCAGAAGGAAACCACCAGGUAGCUGAUGGCCUGCUUCCACAGAGGAAAGACUGAGGUAGAACAAGUUUUUGGUCUAGGAAGCUCAGAGGAAAGAUAUAAGCUGGGGUUGGGGUUGACUGUCCAGGUGCUUUUAAAUGAGCCCUGUGAUCUGAAUUUCUUCAGACUAGGCUCUUUCUCUGAACCUGAAGUAAAUAGGCAAACAAUGCCUGCUUGUUGGCAUCCCAAGAGAUCAAAGCUCUGAGGUGAGUUGCCUCUUUGAAGAAGCAGUCAAAAUGGAGAAGAUUAAGUUUCAACACAUCGUGUCCAUCUAUGGGGUCUGCAAGCAGCCCCUGGGUAUUGUGAUGGAGUUCAUGGCCAAUGGUUCCCUGGAGAAGACACUACCUACCCACAGCCUCUUCUGGCCCCUCAAGCUCCGCAUCAUCCAUGAGACCAGCUUGGCCAUGAACUUCCUCCACAGCAUCAAGCCACCCCUGCUCCACCUGGACCUUAAGCCAGGCAACAUCCUGCUGGACAACAACAUGCAUGUCAAGAUCUCAGAUUUUGGCCUGUCCAAGUGGAUGGAGCAGUCAACCCAGAAGCAGUCCAUUGAAAGAUCAGCUCUGAGGGGCACACUCAGCUACAUCCCUCCUGAAAUGUUCCUGGAGAAUAACAAAACUCCAGGGCCUGAAUAUGAUGUGUACAGCUUUGGGAUUGUCAUCUGGGAGAUUCUCACUCAGAAGAAACCCUAUGCAGGGCUCAAUAUGAUGACCAUUAUCAUCCGGGUAGCUGCAGGCAUGCGGCCCUCCUUGCAGGAAGUCUCUGCUGAGUGGCCAGAGGCCCAUCAGAUGGUGGACCUGAUGAAGCGCUGCUGGGACCAAGACCCCAAGAAGAGGCCAUGCUUCCUAAAUGUGACCAUUGAGACAGACAUGCUGCUGUCCCUGUUCCAGAGCCCUGUGGCAGACCCUGAGUGUGAAGCCCUGACCCGGAAGGUGUCUUGCAAGCCAUCGCUGAACCAGCCCCACAAGGUCAGCAAGGAGGUCAACCAGGAGCUCGUAGACAGUGCAGAUUCAGGUGACUCCUUGAAGUGGAUCCUACAGCUCUCUGACAGCAAGAGCUUGGUCCCAAGUGAUGUCUAUGAGAACAAGGUGACUCCCCUACACUUUCUAGUGGCCAGGGGCAGCUUGGAACAAGUGAGACUGCUGCUGUCCCAUGAGGUUGAAGUAGACUGUCAGACAGCCUCUGGAUGUACACCACUCCUCAUCGCCACCCAGGACCAGCAGCCUGACCUCUGUGCCCUGCUCCUGGCACACGGUGCUGAUACCAACCUGGCAGAUGAAGAUGGCUGGGCCCCACUGCAUUUUGCAGCCCAGAAUGGAGAUGACCACAUUGCCCGGCUGCUCCUGGACCAUGGGGCCCUGGUGAAUGCACAGGAGCACGAGGGCUGGACCCCACUCCACCUGGCUGCACAGAAUAACUUUGAGAAUGUGGCACGACUUCUGGUCUCCCGUCAGGCUGACCUCAGCCCACGUGAGGCUGAAGGCAAGACACCCCUCCAUGUUGCCGCCUACUUUGGCCACAUUGGCUUGGUCAAGCUGCUGACAGGACAGGGAGCUGAGCUGGAUGCUCAGCAGAGAAACCUGAGGACACCCCUGCACCUGGCAGUGGAGAGGGGAAAAGUGAGAGCCAUUCAGUGUCUGCUAAAACACAGGGCACUCCCCGAUGUGCUUGACCACAAUGGCUACAGCCCUCUGCACAUUGCUGCAGCCAGGGGCAAGUACCUUAUCUUUAAGAUGCUUCUCAGAUAUGGAGCCAGCCUUGAACUACGCACACAACAGCAAUGGACACCCCUGCACCUAGCAACUUAUAAAGGCCACCUGGAGAUUAUCCAUCUGUUGGCCAAGAGCCAUGCAGACCUAGAUGCCCUUGGAAGUAUGCAAUGGACUCCCCUGCACCUGGCUGCCUUCCGUGGGGAGGUGGGGGUGAUGCUGGCACUGCUGCAGUGUGGGGCCAACCCCAAUGUUGCUGAGCAGUCAGGCUGGACUCCUCUUCACCUGGCAGUGCAUAAGGGAACCUUCCUGGGUAUCGUCCACCUUCUGGAGCAUGGUGCUGACGUCCAUGCUUGCAACAAGAUUGGCUGGACACCUGCCCACCUGGCUGCUCUCAAGGGCAACACAACAAUCCUCAAAGUUCUAGUCAAAGCUGGUGCACAGCUUGAUGUCAAGGAUGGAGUUGGCUUCACACUCCUGAAACUGGCCCUCCUCCGCAGCCCAAAGCAGAGCAUAGUGGCUUGCUUGCAGGGCAAGGAGCCUUCACUAACCCUUCUGGAAGUUUCUGAGCCUGGACCCCAGAUAGAAGAUUAGGUAAACCAGGGUUCCUUCGCUUGGAAGGGGAGAGGCUUAUAAAAGUGAAACUUGUCAUCUUGGAGGCCACUUCCCACCUGCCCCUUUGACCUUGAGAGGAACCAGUGUCCUAGGUGACAGAAGGAACCCUAGGGGUUGCAGUGAGUUGGGGAAGCUACAGACUGCCUGGGAAACUGAUACUAGCUCCCCUCCAGUCAUCUCCAGACCAGCUGUGUUCUCCCUUUUCUUUACAUGAGCUCAUGUGUCCAAGACAAACUUCAUCUCCAGCCUCAAGACUUCUGCCACCAUUUGCUGCUUUCCUCUGAAUAAUGGAGCCCAAACUCCCAAAAUAAAGAAAAAGCCUCCAAAUGAAGAGAAAUGGCUCCACUCAUCUCCAAAUUGUAUUCUAGGUGCUGUACCUUAUGCUGAGAGAGGAGAGUUAGAUGCCUGCUUUACACAAGAACCAUACUCUUGGAGCUCAGAGAACAUAUCUCUUCACUGUUUGACUCAACCAUGCUUCUGUCACCAUAAUGACCAUAGCUUCUGCUGGCACUGGUCUCAGCUUCUGGUGUCCUAUACAUUCUCUUGAGAGUGUGGGGAGGAUGUUCCUAAACUGCAGCUGUGUGCUCAUCUACAGGAUGCCACUUCCCUGUCUCUAACCCCCACAUUUCUCUAUUAUAACCUGACUAGUAUAUGAGGCUCCCAACCCCGGAGCAAACAAAGCAGGUGAUCUAAUUCUUCCAGCUAGAUAUGGACCAGCUGGGUACCCUUGGAAGCCUGGGAGGUUAACAUGGCACAUAUGUGUCUGUGUGGUGACUGAUGCAUUUCAUUAUAUGUGUGCAUCACA